Molecule: messenger RNA, 2730 nt
Organism: Paramecium tetraurelia
Lineage: Eukaryota; Ciliophora; Oligohymenophorea; Peniculida; Parameciidae
Exons: 4
Biological process (GO): protein processing
Molecular function (GO): metal ion binding
Source: RefSeq, a predicted model, not a curated record
AUGUUGAAUUAAUUAAGAAAAGCAUAAUUUAGUACCAUCACAUAAUAUCAAGUCAGAGGUGUAUUUAAACAGUAAUUGAAAGAAGGUGAAACUUAUAAUAACUUUAAAGUCGAUGAAUUCUAUAGAUCAAGAGAUUUUUAGACAUUGUGUUAUAAAAUGCAUCACACAACUACUAAUACAAAUUAUAUUCAUUUUGCAACUAAUUCUAUUGUGAAUCAAGGAGCUUUGAUAUUUAAAACUCCAGCUAUCGAUAAUAGUGGAAUUCCACAUAUUGUAUAAUAAAUCUUAACAUGUGGUUCAUAAAGAUAUCCAGUCAGAGAUGCAUGGUCUCAUAUGAGAGGACGCUCUCUACAACCUCCAGAUUUAGUGCCUUAUGUUAGCACAGAUCAUACGGUGUUUUAGGUUUAAUCUGCUUUAUUUGAAGACUUGAAACAACUUUUCAAUCUCACUUUUGAAUAAGUUUUCAGACCUAUGUUCAGGGAAGUUGAUUUCCUCUAGCAAAUUAGAGUUCAAGUACUUGGAGGGAAUGAACUCAUACUCAGAGGCAUAGUUUACGAUUAAAUGAUAAAACAAUUAGAAUAACCAGAUUUUAUUCAUGCAGAGGCAGUUCGCAAGCAUCUUCUAGAAGGAACUGCUUAUCAGUACACUACAGGGGGAAUUCCAAAAGAGAUGACUAAUGCGAGUUAUGAAAGAUGUUAGCAAUAUUAUAAGGAUUACAUUCACUUGUCUAAUGCUUACCUUGUGACUGUAGGAGACAUAGAUGUUUUAUAAUAUUGUUAAUAUUUUAAUGAUUUAAUUGAAUAACAUUAAAAUACCAUCAAACCGAUUAAGUAAUUGGAUUACCAACCUGCUAAAUUGUUUGAACCUAGAUUAUCAUUGAAAGGAUAGCCUUCAUUUUCAUUUGCUUAUAGAGGUGCUAAUCUAACUGAAACACCUGAAGAUUAUUUCAAGUUAGGAAUUCUAUCAUUUUUGUUGCAUGAUAUUUAGGAUUAUGGAUUAAGACCCAUUCUUGAGAAGUAUGGAUAGUAUUGUCUCAAUUUCGGAGCAGAUAUGACUUUACACAAUUAAAUUAUAUAAUUCGGAUUUAAUAACAAGGAAUGCGAACAAGAAUUGUAUACAUUUAUGAAAUAAAUAACUGAUAAUAUCUAUCAGGUAAUACCUUAAAAUAUUAUCAAUAUUGCAUUGGAUAGAAUCAGAUUAAGAAGAUCAAUUAAUGUAUCCGAUAUAAUUCCAUAUAUUAUAAAUAAUGUCAAACCAUCAAUAUACUUAAACUAGGAAUGCAAAAGCGAAGAUUUCUAAUCUUUAAUCGAAAAGUAUUUUACUAAAGAUAAAUGCACUGUGAAUAUGGAGGCUGAUCAAUAUUAUAUCGAAGACAUGACUACAGAAAUUAAAUAGCAUUUGAAAUAAUUACAAGUGAACUAUCAAUAACUAUCUGAAUAAUAAAAAAUCAUAGAGGAAGACACAGAUGUUUUGAGUUUAGAAUCAUUACCUAAAUUAAAUGCUGCCAACAUCAUACCGUUGUUGAAAUAGAAGAAUUCAAUCAAAUUAGAUCUAAAUUUUAACAUUCCUUGUAGUAUUUUUGCAGCUAAACACCCUCAACAAAGCAACAUCAGAUGGAUCAUCGAUGUAAGUUAAUUUAGUCAAAAGGAUUAUGAAACCAUUUGCAUUUUAAAAGACAUAUUACCUGAGCUUUUCAAUAAAUAAGUAAGUUAACAUGAUUUAGAGUGUUCUGUGGUUGAAGAUAAAUUAAUUAUAGAAUUGAUCUGUUUGGAUAAGAAUAUUGAGGAAGCCUUUUAAUAAUUUCAAUUAGUAACUGAUCCAGGUUUGGAUAAUUUAGAAUUGAUAAGUUAAUCCUUGUCUAUCAUAAGUGCUAAUUAUUUAAGCAAUGAGGACAUCCCUUAGAUUGCUGUCUCAUAUUCCUAAUAAGAGAAAUACCCCAUCAUUUAAUAAGCAAGGAAAAUUUGUUAAUUAGAAGUUGAUAUCUUAAAAAAUUAUAGUGCAAAACAGAUAUUGGAACAAUUGAGUCAGCAAUUAAUUGCUUGUUUCUAUAAAAUAAUGAAUAAGAACAUCUAGUCUUUCGAAGUAUAUUCAAAUCCCCUUUUAAAAGAUAAAAUCAACUCUUAACUAAACUUACUAUUGACAAAUAUCAAGUUAUAAUUUGAUGAUUACUUGAUGAAUAAAAUAGACUUCGAGUAAAAGUAUGAAGUAGUUCCAUUCAAAUAGGAGUUUCAAUACUUAAAAUUAUAUGUUGCCUUAAACACUCACACAAACUGUGUUACUGAAACAAUCCAAAUUGCCCAUAAACCAGCUAAUUACAUUUUAUCUAAUCUCCUAACACAUAUAUUCAUUCCUUAAUAUUGUAACGAUUCACAAUUAGGAUACUGUCAAUAUAACACAGGGAAAUUGACAUUUUAUACUGUCAAUGAUAUUCAUACACUCAGAACCUACAGAAUAUUUGAAAAUGCAGUUCAUUUAUUACUAGAAUGUCUAGAUUAGGAUAAUUUGAAUUCAGCAAAAUUAGGUAGUUUUAGCAUUGAAGAUCCUGAGAAAAUGUAAUAGAUAUUGGCAGUUUCUGAAGAAGAUGUGAAGGAGCAAGCUCAAUAUGUGUUAAAGCAAAUGGCUGACGGUUAGACAUCAUAAGUGAUAUUUGGAAAACAAGUAUAAUAAUUAGAUGAAUAUGUGAAAAGAGGGUGGACCAUCGAAAGAUAUAUUAGUGAAGUUGCUGUUUGA